CGGUUCAGCUUCUUUCAGGCCUGGUUCAGGCCAAUGCUGGUAGAUUUCGGUUGGCUCCGGAGGUACCCAAAGGGCCUCAAUGUGACGACCCUGGAGGAAGGAAUCGGGCAAGCGCUGUUGACGCUCACGUUGGCGCAGCAGCAGGUGCUGUUCAUGGAAUGGUUCGAGGCUUUCAGCGGGCAAGGCCGGGAGUGCCCGAACCUGAUGAGGGCCUUCCAGGUCUGGUGGCGGCGGUCAUUUAUCCCACCAGCACCGUUAAGAGUUGGAAAAGGUGAACCACCCCCUUCUUGGGAUCCGGUACCAACUCCAAUAGUGAUGGUUGGAAAAGGCUCCCCAAAGCUCAAUGUGAUUGCAAGGGGGUCGCCAAAGUUGAGUAGGUUCCUGCCUACAACAAGUGCUAUAAAAAAGAAGCCUUCUCCUAAAUGCAGUGGGGCAAAGAGGAGUGGAGGAAAACAAAGAGCGGACUGGAACCCAACUCUUGAGAAAUCACUUGUUGAAAUUCUGCAUGAGUAUAAAGAUAGUGGCUAUAGAAGUGACAACGGUUGGAACACUGAAGGGUGGAACAAGAUGGUGAAGGAGUUUCAUCUGAGAAACAAGUCUGUCUCGUACACAAAGGCACAAAUUCAAGAUAAAGAAUGUCAGCUUAAGAGAGACUACAAGAUGAUUAAAGCAGCAAGAAUGCAAAGUGGGUCAAAAUGGAAUGAGCAAAGAAAUAUGGUUGAAGGAUCAGCCUCAAUGUGGGAGAACCUCAUAGUGACUUUCCCCAAAAUCAAGAAGUUUCAAAACAACAAGGCAAGCUUUCCGCUCUUUGAUGCUUUGGGAGAACUCUAUGAUGGUCAUCUGGCUGAAGGGACAUACAAUUUCACUUCUAUUGAGUCAGAACAUGUGGAAGAGCCCCUUCAACAAAUUAAUGUUGUAGAGGAAGAAGCUGAGGAAGAAGCCCUACAGGAAAUUCAUGAGAUACGUGAUGAAGAUGAUGAAGAAAAGGAUGCAAGAGAUAAAGAAGAGGAGGCAAGAAGUGGACAACGAAGAAUGGCUGCAUCAAGAAAGAAACCAGAAAAGAAAGGACAAAGGCCUAGAAAGAGUGCAAAAAUUGAAGCUAUGAUGGAGAGAUUCCUUGAAAUGAGGACAAAGCAAGCAGAAGAUGAAGCUCAACAGCUAGCAAGAGAAAAUGAGACAAGAGAAAAGGAGGCAAGAGAUAAGGAGGCUGCUAAAGGUGAUGAAUACUCCAUCAAAAGGUGCAUAUCGAUUAUCAACACAAUGGAAGUGACAAAACAGGAAAAGGCCAAAUCUUAUGCAAUCUUCACCAAGAGCAAAGAAAACAGAGAGACUUUUAUUUGUGCUAGUGAAGAAGAUGAAGAAUCCGCUUUGAUUUGGCUUAGGAAUGAGAUGGCCUAGCAGCACUCAAACGACAAGUGCUGGUGAGGGAUCUGGAGUCGGUGCUUCAACUGCAUCACUAAGAAGCAUAAAAUGUUGUCAUAGAACUGUUGGUUUUGUUUCUAUUUGGUUGUACUAGUCUGUUUAAUUAGGACAAGUGCUGGUGAGGGAUCUGGAGUCUAUUUUGGUUGUACUAGACUAUUUAAUUAUGACAAGUGCUGGUGAGGGAUCUGGAGUCUCUUUUGUUUCUGCAGCAUCUGCAGCACAAAGAACUGGCAUGUGAGUUCUUGCCGCUUUGUCAGGUGACCAUGUUAGGUGACCAUGCAAUGGUGGUUCUAUUCUGUUUCAGAGCCAUACAAUUUCACUGCGGUAUUGUUGUUCA
Molecule: messenger RNA, 1759 nt
Organism: Setaria italica (foxtail millet)
Lineage: Eukaryota; Viridiplantae; Streptophyta; Magnoliopsida; Poales; Poaceae
Exons: 7
Coding region: 34-1398 (454 amino acids)
Source: RefSeq, a predicted model, not a curated record